Ostreococcus lucimarinus CCE9901 is the source of this 2559-nucleotide messenger RNA. RefSeq lists its product with no specific name. Bases 1 to 2559 code for a protein of 852 amino acids. The record is from RefSeq and is a predicted model, not a curated record. NCBI's taxonomy places the organism in Eukaryota, Viridiplantae, Chlorophyta, Mamiellophyceae, Mamiellales, Bathycoccaceae. Gene Ontology annotation, molecular function: lipid binding. The transcript has a single exon.
AUGUCGACCGCGAGCGGCUCGACGUUCGCGCGCGCGUCGGACGCGAUUCGACGCUCCGCGGGGGCGCUCGCGAGCGCGAGCGCGACGACGAGCGCGAGCGCGGACGCGGACGCGGCGGUGAAGGCGACGCCGCGCGUGGUCGUGGACUUCGCGGGGCAACUGCUCGGGUUCUUCGCGUUCACGUGGGAAGGCGCGUGUUGGGCGCUCGUGUGCGCGCUCGUCGUGGGGAACUACCUGGCGAGGAAGUGGCGCCGAAAGAUGCGAAAGACGCUGGCGAGCGCGGAGAUGAAACACUCGCUCGAUUCACAGUUCACGACGGUGGAACACGGGGCGAUGGAGUGGAUCAAUCACUUCUUGAGACAUUUGUGGAGCUCCACCGCGGGGACGUACGCAGACGCGCAAGCCGCGGACGUCUUGCGAGGAAUCAUCGAAGGUUUGGGAUCGUCUAAGCCGAAUUUCGUCAAGGAGGUGACGCUUACGGAUCUCACCUUGGGCUCGACGCCACCAAAGAUUCAGUUGUACACGGUGCGAUACAACCCGACGCUCGAUUACUUGCAGUUUGAGUUCAACGUCGACUGGUUCGCCGACGCGGCGCACGGACGGUUGAUGACGAAGAUCAAACUCGCCGCGGCGCUGCCGUCGCUGCGCGUGCCGAUUCACCUGACCGAUUUCGGCUUGCGUGGACGCGUGUUGAUGGGCUUCCGGCUCACUAAACGCGUGCCCGGCGUCUCGGGCGUAGACGUCUCGUUUCGCGGCGCGCCGAAAGUCGACGUGUCGGUUCGCCCGGUGGGAUUGCCCGUGGCCGAUAUCCCGGGCUUGUAUCAAUGGAUCAUGGGAAAGCUAGAAGAGGUGAUUUGCAAAAAGUUUCUCGAGCCCAGACGUUUGUACAUUGACGUCGAGGGGAAGUUUCUGCGAAAGAUGGCGAGCGCCGAUUUCCUCGGUCCGGGCGGUACUUUGGUGUGUCGAAUCGUGUCUGUGAAGGGUAUGCCGAAGAACACGGGCUCGGGGUACCCUUGGGUCGAAGUGUCGUUCAACGGAAUUCGUCGUAAGACGUGCACGAGACCCGUAGCGAAGGUGAUGGAGUACGGCGGAGCUAUGGCGUUUCCUUUGCCCGCGGACACGAAUUGGAAAUCCACAGAGGAUAGCACGAUGAACGUGGGCACGGUGCGCGUGCGCAUCAUGGACAGAGCCGCCGUCGGUACAGACGUGUUCGUCGUCGGUGAAGCAGUGUUUGGGGCGCACAGACGAUCCGACACCGGGACGCAUCACGCGUCGCUUUCUCUUGGCUCGCACGCGGCCAAGUCUAAGUACGGCGUCAGCGGAAAGGUGUCCACGAUAGCGCAAAUAGAAUGGGAAGUUCUCCCUCCAAUCGAGCGAUGGAACCCACUGAAACCUGCGGUGGUUGAGUCUCGUUCGUCGGCGCCGCUCAAGCAGCAAGACGACGCGUCUGAGGACGAGGACGACGACGACGAUGAAGAAUACGACGAGGACGAGGACGAGGACGAGGACGAGGACGUGGAUACUGCCGACGUUUUCAGCGAAAGAAGCGCGAUGAGCUCUGGUCACGGUGCGUUAUCACCUGCAUCGCGACAAAACAGCCUUGGGACGGCGAAGUCAGACGACGAGGACGCGUUAGGAUCCGCCGCAGAGCACAUUUUCCAACUCGCGAAAUUGAGAACGCUUCUCCAAAGCGAAAGGGAUCAUUCGCAGAGCGUCAUAGAGAAGCUCAAAAGCGAAUUGGCGAUGGUCAAAGAUACGGUCAUGCUCGAACGCGAGCGACGCGCGCAAGAGUUGAAGCGUGCGCUCCUUGAAGGAGUGAAAUUCUUCUGUCAUACAAAAAACUCCAAAGCGGCGUUGAAGGCGGACGAGACGUAUUACUUGCGUUACCACGGUUACAAACAAAUAUUCACGCUUCACAAGAAGCACGGGGUGAAAUCCAAGCCCGUACACACCCUGAACAUCGCGCACGUCGCGUUCGCCGCCGUAGGCACGAAGCACUUCACCAUGGGCGUCACUCGAGAGCAGGAUGCAAAGGAAACUACCAAGGCGAAGAGCGCCAGGGCGCAAGAAAUUCAUUCGCUGUCGGCGAGCAAAUGUUUAACCAUAGUCUUUUCCACGGAACAAGAGUUGAAAGCUGAGGCUGCGUCCAUUCGCGAGGCGAAAGAACUCACGAAAAAGGUGAAAUGCGCGACCGGCGAGGCCGAGGAGGCCGAGCCCGUCGUAGACGAGCCAGCCGCGUUUGCGUCGCCGGCGGGACUGGCAGGCACGGGAUUGGUGGGGUUAGACUUGGAAAUUCCUCUCAAAGGCAAUGGGAGAAGCGCCAGGGAGUGGGUCGACGGUAUCAACGCUCUGAAGCAAGUGUACACGGCGACGGAAUAUCCUGAAUUGAAGUACCUCGAAAACGUUAGACAGAAGAGCUUGAAGAAAAGCGCGGACGAAAAUCGAGACAUGCACAAGAACGGACCGCCGGCGGUGUCGCCCGAGAAAAGUAAGCGUACGAGCGAAGUCGUGGCGGAGAUCAAACGCACGCCGACUUCGUUCGCCUCCGUGGACGAAUAG